Messenger RNA from Penicillium arizonense, 1065 nucleotides. RefSeq names its product NADP-dependent oxidoreductase. The transcript is spliced from 5 exons. The record is from RefSeq and is a predicted model, not a curated record. NCBI's taxonomy places the organism in Eukaryota, Fungi, Ascomycota, Eurotiomycetes, Eurotiales, Aspergillaceae. Gene Ontology annotation, cellular component: mitochondrion. Gene Ontology annotation, molecular function: oxidoreductase activity. The coding region runs from base 1 to 1065 and encodes 354 amino acids.
AUGCUGUCUGUUAACAUUUCAUCAUACACAGGUCCCUCGGGGUACCAGCUAUCCGAGCUUUCAAAGCCAGAGCUUCGAUCUGCGAAAGAUGUGAUCAUCAAAGUCCACGCAGCCAGUAUCAACCCAAUCGACGUGAAAAAGGCCGAUGGAGCUCUGAAGAUGGCACUUCAGGAUUCCUUCCCAUAUAAGAUUGGCUAUGAUUGUGCCGGUAUAGUCACAGAAGUCGGAUCAGGUGUGACCAGGUGUAAAGUCGGUGACGAAGUCUAUACUCGACUUCCAGAGGUAUCCCGAGGUUCAUUGAGUGAAUUCGUCCCCUGCGCAGAGCAAUACAUUGCUAUCAAACCUCCAUCGUUAUCUUUCGAGGAAGCAGCUUCCAUUCCACUUGCGGGCAUGACCGCUCUCCAGGCACUUAGGAGAUACAAAGGCGAUCUAGCGGGAAAGACGGUUUUCGUACCGGCAGGCCUAAGUGGCACCGGCCUAUUCGCAUGCCAACUCGCCAAGAAAGUCUUCAAAGCCGGAAAGGUAAUCACAACAGUCUCAACUUCAAAAGUCGACAAAGUGAGCGAGCUACUAGGCGAAGGAACCGUCGAUGAAAUAAUCGACUACACAAAAUCAGACCCAAGAACCGUUAUCGAAACCGGCUCAGUGGACUUCCUCUUCGAUACAACCGGAGCUGCAAUGGAACAUCUCUGCCUGAUGCGAGCACAGUCUGGAUGCAUCGUAUCUGUCGCGACUAUGCCAUCAGGUGACGAAUUACAGAAUUCACCAUUGAUGCAAUUACCACAUAAUCCUCGGCUGCCCAUGGCUGUGAAAAUGUUUCUUAAUGCCAUGGACUGUGUGCGGAAGUUACGGGCCAGGCGGUAUGGAGCGGAAUACUCGUAUUUGCUUUUGGGGUCGACUGGUCAAGACUUGGAUGAUUUGCGUGGGUAUGUUGAGGAUGGGAGAUUGAGGACGGUUGUUGGGAAUACUGUGAAGCUUGCGGAUAUUGAAGCUGUGCGGAGUGCUUGUCAGGUUGUAUAUAGCGGGAGGGGGGGUCUUGGGAAGACGGUGGUUAAGGUUAUUUAA